AGUUGGAGUUGACUCUAGACGUGAUACGAUCAGAAAUACACUUACCGUUUAGGCCUGAACAAGGAAUUUCGGAAAUUUGGGAUUUGAUUGAUAUAAGAGAUUCUAAGAUGGCAAAUGAUGCGGGAACAUGGGCAGAAAGGGCUACAGAUGAUAUGCUGACUGGUCCAGACUGGGAUAGUAACAUUGAACUCUGUGAUAUUAUCAACAUGGAUCCUAGUCAAGCAAAAGAAGCAGUGAUGGUGCUGAAGAAGCAGUUAGGAAGUGAAAACCCUAAAGUCCAGAUUCUUGCACUUCAUGCGUUGGAGUCUUUAAGUAAGAAUUGUGGUGAGAACGUGGCCAAGCUAAUCGUUGACUGUGAACUUUUGAUUGACAUGGUCAACAUAGUGAAGGAAAAGCCUGGCCUAAAUGUGCGGGAAAAAAUUCUAAAUUUGCUAGACAUAUGGCAAGAAGCUUUUGGUGGACGUGGUGGUCAAUACUCACAAUACUACAAUGCAUAUAAUGAACUAAGGUCUGCUGGAAUUGAGUUUCCACCUCGAACGCAAAGUAGUCCACCGUUGUUUACUCCACCUCAGACUCAGCCCGUUCUAUCAGAUGAAGAUGUUGCUAUUCAAGCGUUGCUCUUAGGAGAUGAUGUUUCUAGCCUCAGCAUGGAAGAGAUUCAAAGUGCCGAGGGAUUAGUUGAUGUUUUGAUGGACAUGCUUGGAGCACUUGAUCCCGGUAAUCCCGAGGGUUUGAAAGAAGAACUCAUAGUUGAUUUAGUGGAGCAGUGUCGUACUUAUCAAAGACGUGUAAUGACUCUUGUGAACACUACAACAGACGAGGAGCUUAUGUGCCAGGGACUGGCAUUGAACGAUAAUUUGCAAUGUGUUCUUCAGCAUCACGAUGAUAUGGGCUCUGUUACUUCAAAUAGAGGCAGCAUGACAACUCCUCCAGUUCAGCUAGUCAACAGCAAUCAUGAUGAUGGCAGUGACGAAUCAGAUGAUUACUUUCAGCUUUCUCACAGGUCUAAUAGAGAGUUGACCUCGAUGCUUCCUCCUCCACCACCACCACCUACAGGGAGACCAGUACAUGAGACUGAUUCAAGCAUGGUGGAUGAUGUCAAUAAACUCAAGGCUCCUUACAAGGAGUAAAGCGUCCUCGUCCUCCUGCUGCUUCAUCUUCUGCUUUAGAUUAAAUUAUUGUGUCUUUAUUUUGUAAGCCUUUAUUAUACCUCAUUUUUCACCUUUUCACUUCACAUACAAGUUCUUAUUUUGAGUGUCAAUUUUAAUUUAUUUUUAUUAUUCUACAUAGUGGUUGCUUAUCUUCAACAUGAA
Molecule: messenger RNA, 1313 nt
Organism: Brassica oleracea var. oleracea
Lineage: Eukaryota; Viridiplantae; Streptophyta; Magnoliopsida; Brassicales; Brassicaceae
Product: target of Myb protein 1-like
Exons: 11
Coding region: 108-1130 (340 amino acids)
Biological process (GO): protein transport to vacuole involved in ubiquitin-dependent protein catabolic process via the multivesicular body sorting pathway
Molecular function (GO): ubiquitin binding; phosphatidylinositol binding
Source: RefSeq, a predicted model, not a curated record